UUUGGGUCACGUGACGCCACCUCUUCGGACUGGAGAAAGCUAGGACUUGCGGUGUCAACCAGCUACCUGGCUGAGGAUCGUUCCUUUCAGUUUUGACCACUCCUCUGCUCGAUACCUUCAGUUCUGCGUUCAGCGGGGCGGGUGGCAGAAAUAUCAGUGUUCGUUGAUUUUUUUCAUGUCUCUUUUACUCCAUAGCGUUUGAAGUCAGCUUUUACUAAGCGCCCGCCGGUGACAGUGUUUUGCCAGGCCUUCUUCCAGAGGAAGAAGACCUGGAUACUCCUCCAUUGCUAUUUUAUCCACUUGGGUUCUGUUAUAAUCGCAGAAUCCUGCGUUCUGAAUUCCCAUUUUCUGCCUAACUCCAUUGAUUUAUUUGCUCACUUACCCGACAAUCGUUAAUUGAACGGUGUCCUAGGCCCUACUUUUCAGGCUGAAUAAGUUGCAGACCCUGUCCUCGAGUUCAGUCUAAUAACAAGUGCAGGGUUCUUUUUCUGCUGCAUCUGAAAGCAUGGGUAGCAAGAAGCUCAGAAGAGUGGGCUUAUCACAAGAGCUGUGUGACCGUCUGAACAGACAUCAAAUUGUUACCUGUCAGGACUUUUUAUGUCUUUCGCCACUGGAACUUAUGAAGAUGACUGGCCUUAGUUAUCGAGGUGUCCAUGAACUUCUGUGUAUGGUCAGUAGAGCCUGUGCCCCACAGAUGCAAACGGCUUAUGGGUUAAAGAUGCAAACAUCUGCCUCUGUCUCACCAGUGUUCUUAGCUACAACUCUUUCUGCGUUGGAUGAAGCCCUGCAUGGUGGAGUGGCUUGUGGAUCCCUCACAGAGAUUACAGGCCCACCAGGUUGUGGAAAAACUCAGUUUUGUAUGAUGAUGAGCAUUUUGGCCACAUUACCCACCAACAUGGGAGGAUUAGAAGGAGGUGUUGUAUACAUUGACACAGAGUCAGCAUUUAGUGCUGAAAGACUGGUUGAGAUAGCAGAAUCUCGUUUUCCCAGAUAUUUUAACACUGAAGAAAAAUUACUUUUGACAAGCAGUAAGGUUCAUCUUUAUCGGGAACUCAGCUGCGAUGAAGUUCUACAAAGAAUUGAAUCUUUGGAAGAAGAAAUUAUUUCAAAGAGAGUUAAACUUGUAAUUAUUGACUCUGUUGCUUCCGUGGUAAGAAAGGAGUUUGAUGCACAACUUCAGGGCAACAUGAGAGAAAGAAAUAAGUUCUUGGCCAGAGAAGCUGCCACCUUGAAGUAUUUGGCUGAGGAAUUUUCAAUCCCGGUUAUCUUGACGAAUCAAAUUACAACGCAUCUAAGUGGAGCCCUAGCUUCCCAGGCAGACCUGGUGUCUCCAGCUGAUGAUUUGUCCCUGUCUGAAGGCCCUUCUGGAUCCAGCUGUGUGACGGCUGCCCUAGGAAACACCUGGAGUCACAGUGUGAACACCCGGCUGAUUUUCCAGUACCUUGGUUCAGAGAGAAGACAGAACCUGACUUCUACAAAAAGACAAUGGUCAUCAAAAUGUGUGAAAAAUGAAGUUUGGAAACACCUGCAGGGGAAAGAGAAAGAUUCUCAUUGCCAAGUCCCCUCUGGCUCCCUUCACCUCAUUUGCUUAUACCAUCCAGAAGGAAGGCCUGGUUCUUCAAGGCCUUACAUGGAACGAGAGUUACUGUCCAGCUGUCAACCAGACCCCACCCGGGAAAGUCUCCAUUUAAAGGGAAAAGAACUGAAUCACCCACAGCUUUUACAGAGAGGUGUUAAUAAUAUUUUUGCUUUCCGUUCUAAUUAUAAAAAUACUGCGUGCUUACGGUAGACAUUUCAGAAUAUAGUAAAAUACUAAAAGUAAAAAUCACUCAUAAUUUCAUUGCCUGAAGAUAAUCAUUGUUUAUAUUUUUGUAUAUUUCCCUCCAGUCUUUUUUUUUUUCCAUAUGCACGUGUAAUUUGUGUUUAUUGUUGCCAGUUUUAUUUGGCUUUUAGCAAAAUUGAGACACACCGUUUACAGUUUUCCUUGCCAUCUCAUGGCUGUACCCAUUAUCAGUUUAAUCAAUCCCCAUUUGUUGGACAAAGAGUUGCUUCUCAGUUUUUAUAGUAAAUAAUAUAGCAAUCA
This is a messenger RNA of Felis catus (domestic cat), 2083 nucleotides long. RefSeq names its product RAD51 paralog B (gene RAD51B). The coding region runs from base 506 to 1789 and encodes 427 amino acids. Gene Ontology annotation, biological process: double-strand break repair via homologous recombination. Gene Ontology annotation, cellular component: Rad51B-Rad51C-Rad51D-XRCC2 complex. Gene Ontology annotation, molecular function: ATP binding; ATP-dependent DNA damage sensor activity; ATP hydrolysis activity. Lineage: Eukaryota; Metazoa; Chordata; Mammalia; Carnivora; Felidae. The transcript is spliced from 12 exons. The record is from RefSeq and is a predicted model, not a curated record.